Molecule: messenger RNA, 2411 nt
Organism: Galeopterus variegatus (Sunda flying lemur)
Lineage: Eukaryota; Metazoa; Chordata; Mammalia; Dermoptera; Cynocephalidae
Gene: CTDP1
Product: CTD (carboxy-terminal domain, RNA polymerase II, polypeptide A) phosphatase, subunit 1
Biological process (GO): G protein-coupled receptor signaling pathway
Cellular component (GO): membrane; nucleus
Molecular function (GO): RNA polymerase II CTD heptapeptide repeat phosphatase activity; G protein-coupled receptor activity
Source: RefSeq, a predicted model, not a curated record
AUGCACCUAAAUAAUAAUGUGACUGAGUUCAUUCUGCUUGAGUUGACACAGUAUCAUCUUAGGACAAAAAUCGUUUUUGCCACUUUCUUGCUUUUCUACUUGGGGGCAUUCUUUGGUAAAUUUCUAAUCAUAGUUACCAUUAAGACCAGUUAGGCACUUGGCAGUCCCAUGUGCUUCUUCCUUUUCUACUUAUCCUUAACUGACACUUGCUCAUCUAUUUGCAUAGCUCCUAGAAUGACUGUGGAUGCCCUUUCAAAGAAGACCACUCUCUCUUCCACUGAGUGCAUGAUCCAAGUCUUUUCAUCCCAUUUCUUUGGCAGCCUGGAGAUCUUCAUCCUUAUCCUCAUGGCUGUUGACUGCUAUGUGGCCAUCUGUAAACCCCUGCACUACAUGACCAUCAUGAGCCACCAAGUCUGUGGUGUGUUGGUGGCCGUGGCCUGGGUGGGCUCCUGUGUGCAUUCUUUAGCUCAGAUUUUUCUUGCCUUGAGUUUCCCGGUCCGCGCCGUCUCCGGGGGCUGCGUGCGCGCCGCCCGGGCCGAGCGGAGGCUGCGGUCGGAGCGUGCCGGCGUGGCGGAGCUGUGCGCGCAUCCGGGCCAGCUGGUGGCCCCCGGAGCAGUUCUGGUGAGACUAGAAGGAUGCAGCCACCCCGUUGUCAUGAAAGGCUUGUGUGCUGAGUGCGGCCAGGACCUGACCCAGUAAGUAGCGCUCGGCAGCAAGAACGCAGCGCCACUUGGAGUGUGUAAUCUAAAGAUGGUUUAAAGCAUAAGGGAGGUUCAGCAAGCCGAGCAGCUAGGAUGAGAAGACCAGCAGCGACUGCAUCGGGACAGAAAGCUGGUGCUUAUGGUCGACCUGGACCAGACAUUGAUUCACACAACAGAGCAGCACUGCCCGCAGAUGUCCAACAAGGGCAUCUUCCACUUCCAGCUGGGCCGGGGCGAGCCCAUGCUGCACACCCGCUUGCGUCCUCACUGCAAGGACUGCUUGGAGAAGAUUGCCAAAUUGUACGAGCUGCACGUCUUCACUUUUGGCAGCCGGCUGUACGCGCACACCAUUGCAGGCUUCUUAGACCCUGAGAAGAAGCUUUUUUCUCAUCGAAUACUAUCAAGGGACGAGUGUAUUGACCCGUUUUCUAAAACAGGAAACCUUAGAAAUCUCUUUCCUUGUGGAGACUCAAUGGUUUGCAUAAUUGAUGACCGAGAAGAUGUCUGGAAGUUUGCCCCUAACCUGAUAACCGUGAAGAAGUAUGUGUACUUCCAGGGCACAGGUGAUGUGAACGCUCCCCCUGGGUCCCGGGAAUCUCAGAUGAGAAGGAGAGUAAACCAUUCUCCCAAAGGUGCUGAAGUCUCACAACAAGCCCUGCCUGUUAAAGACCCUGAGGAAGGGAGACAUGUUCCUGGCCUGGAGCAGAGUAAUGGCCUUGGGAAGCCUGUGCGGGAACUGAACGGAGGCGAGGCUGUGCCGGUGGCUCCUCCCCAGUGGGACUUGCUCCGCCCUGGUGAGGCCACUGAGACAGAUGUCUGGUCCCCCACGCAGGGCCCCCCUGCCGACUGCCCUGGCAGCCAUGAGCCAGCAGAAGCCCCUGAUACCCCAGAGUCUUGUGGACAGGGUGGCCGGACGCUUCGGGGCACCCUGCGCACAGACUUGGAUUUCGACUUGUCCAGUGACAGCGAGAGCAGCAGCGAGUCAGAGGGUCGCAAGCACUCCUUCCCCACGGCCUCGGACAGGGAACAUGAGGGGAACACGGAUGACGAUGACCACCUGAUCCACCUCGAGGAGAUCCUCGUGCGCGUGCACACUGACUACUACGCGAAAUACGACAGAUACCUCAGCAAGGAGGUCGAGGAGGCUCCGGACAUACGGAAAAUCGUGCCGGAACUCAAGAGCAAAGUGUUGGCGGACGUUGCUAUCAUAUUCAGUGGGCUGCACCCAACAAACUUCCCCAUAGAGAAGACCCGGGAGCAUUAUCAUGCCUCGGCCCUUGGGGCAAAGAUCCUCACGCAGCUGGUGCUGGACCCAGACGCCCCCGACAAGGCCACCCACCUGAUCGCCGCGCGGGCAGGCACGGAGAAGGUGCGCCAGGCACUGGAGUGCGGGCACCUGCAUGUGGUGAACCCCGACUGGCUGUGGAGCUGCCUGGAGCGCUGGGACAGGGUGGAGGAGCAGCUCUUCCCACUCAAGGACGACUGCGCCAAAACGCAGAGGGAGAACAGCCCAGCAGCCUUUCCCGAGAGGCAGGGUGUGCCUCCCCCCGCCCUGUUUCACCCGACGCCCAUGCACCCCAAGGCCCAGCCUGGCCCCGAGGUUCGGAUCUACGACUCCAACACGGGGAAACUCAUCAGGACGGGUGCCCAGGGCCCCGGUCCAGCACCCCCUGGUUCCCUGCCUGUCCACGGGGAGCCCUCCUCCUUCAG